This is a messenger RNA of Hippoglossus stenolepis (Pacific halibut), 5273 nucleotides long. RefSeq lists its product as uncharacterized. Gene Ontology annotation, molecular function: transmembrane signaling receptor activity. Bases 32 to 3130 code for a protein of 1032 amino acids. The transcript is spliced from 18 exons. The record is from RefSeq and is a predicted model, not a curated record. Gene Ontology annotation, biological process: cell surface receptor signaling pathway. NCBI's taxonomy places the organism in Eukaryota, Metazoa, Chordata, Actinopteri, Pleuronectiformes, Pleuronectidae.
GUGUGUCUGAGUGGCGCUGCUGGAUGGGACCAUGGGGCACUCUUUGCUCGGUGUGCUGUCGUUAUUCUUGCUGAAUACACUCCUCUCCUGUGGACACACUGAAUCACACAAACCCAGAGCCACAGUGAGAGCAUCCAGGACGUCCAUACCAGUGGCCGGCACUCUGACUCUGACCUGUUCUGUUGAGGAGUCUGCGGGUUGGAGCUACGACUGGUUCACACGUUCCCCAGACCAUGAUGAAACUGCCAUCGCAACAAAUCGUGUGCUAAACUCUAUCAGCAUCUCACACGGAGGCAUCUACUGGUGCAGGGGAAGAAGGACUAACUCAGAUUUCUUCUCAGAGAAGAGUCAUGUGCAUCACAUCGAGAAAACCUUGUCCAACAGAAGCUUUGUCGUGCUGCAGCACAACUGGACUGAGAUAUUCAGCGGUGAGACGAUCUCUGUCAGGUGUGAGAUCCAGGGAGGAGGAGACACCCAGUGGGACUAUGAAUGGAGGACAACAAGCUCCCACCAACCAGUCACUGGUACAAACACAGCUCCCACACACAGUGAAUACAGGCUGGGCACUGCCUCUGUUUUCCACAGUGGAGAGUACUGGUGUAAGGCCAGAGCGGACUUGUAUUCCUCAACAGAGUGGAGUGACGCCUUCCAGCUGAGAGUAACACCCAAUAAACCCAGGCCCAGGCUGAUUGCCGAUAACACAACCAUAACAGGAAAGGGAAGCGUAGCACUGAUCUGCUCUGUGGAUAACGCGGCUGAGUGGAGAUACGACUGGUUCAGAAGAACCUCAGCCUCCUCUGCAGCUCAGAUCAUAAGAUAUAAUGAAACAGAUGAUGAAAUCAGCAUCUCAGAGGAAGGCAUCUACAACUGCAGAGGAAGGAGAGGAGACACAACUUUCUUCACAGAGGACAGCAACCUAGUCACAAUAGAGAAAAGAGUUUCCCACAAGGCGUCUGUGGCCCUGCAACCUAACUGGUCUCUGAUAUUCAGCGGUGAGAUGAUCACUGUCCGGUGUGAGGUCCCUGCAGAUGUACUGACUGAGUGGGAGUAUGAAUGGACCAAACCCAACUCAAAUACGGUUCCAACACACAAUGAAUACAGGAUUGUCAAUGUGUCCUCGUCCGACAGUGGAAACUACAGAUGUUUGGCUAAAGACAAGAAGAAGUUGUAUUCCACAACCGAGUGGAGCAAUGUCGUCACAUUAACAGUUUCUGAAAGACCAGCGGCUAACCUGAGUGCUGACAGAGCCUUUCCAGUAGGGGGCAGUGUGCUCCUGACCUGCUCCGUGGGCCCAUCAUCACCUGGCUGGAAUUAUUAUUGGUACAGAGGUGAGAAAACCUCGGAGCCCCUGACGGAUGAGGAUUUCAAGUCAAAUGGACAAAGUGCUAGUGCCUCACAUGAAGGACAGUACUGGUGCAGAGGAGGAAGAGGAGAUCCAGUUUACUACACCGAGUACAGUAACUCAGUCAGUAUUCAUGAAACUGUCCACAACAGAGCUGCUGUGACUCUUCAACCCAACUGGCCGAACAGAUACAGAGGAGAAACCGUCACACUUAGGUGUGAGAUCCAGGGAGGAGACUCUGAGUGGGAGUAUGAAUGGACAGCAACCAGCUCACAUACACCUCCCAACACAAAUGAAUUCAGGAUUAGUCUGGGGUCACAUUUGCGCGGCAGUUACUGGUGUCAGGGCCGACUGAAAGGUGCACGGCAGAAUUCAACAGGAUGGAGUGUUCCCGUCACGUUGUCUAACGCGGCUGCACCACGACCUGUCUUCACUGUGUCUCCGUCAUGGCUGACUCCUGGAGCCUCAGUGACUCUCACCUGUGGGGUUCAACAUCCGACUGCAGGAUGGAGGUUCUACUGGUACAGAGUUGACCCGAUUAGUUUGUAUCCAGUCCCCAGAUGUCAAGAGAUAAUUAAAUCUCGGAUGAGUUCUAUGGACAUUCCUGAGUACAGUUAUGAGCUGCUCCCAGGAAGCAACGGAGGGACUGAACAAAACUCCUACGUCAUCCAAGGCCAGACGAAGUCAGCAAGUUAUGCAUGUCGAGCUGGAAGAGGAGACCCCGUGUUUUACACUGAGUACAGUGAGACAAAGUGGGUCUGGUCUGUUGAUUCCUAUUCGUCAGUGUCUCUCACAGUGAGUCCAGACAGAGUGCAGCACUUCAGACAUGUCGUGAUCCAUCUGACCUGCAAGGGAAACUCUGAUAAGUGGAGAUUGUGGAUGUUUUCUGAAUACGAAGUACGAUUGUCAGAGUGCAGCCGUCAGGAAACAAUCCCAAGGUUCACAUGGCCCUUGUUUAAUCUUCCUCCUGGAGUUGUCUGGUGUGAAUCUGGAUCAGAGCUCAGCAACGCAGUCAACAUCACUACAGGUUGUAGUUUUUCAUUGAAUCUAUUCACACUGUGCAUGUUUCCAACAUCCCAUAAUAAUCAGCUGCGAGAGUGUGUCCGUCUGCCGUUAAACAAGCAGACAUCACGUAACUGUGUGGACGCCACAGCCUGCAGCGCCAUCCGGAGGCUGUUUCCCUCUCUUUACUCAAGAGGGUGGUCUUUUGUUCAAGGUCCUGUUAUCCUGGAGAGCCCUGUCCAUCCUGUGACUGAGGGACAGUCCGUUACUCUCCGCUGCUCACCGUACAGAAGAAGAAUCCUCUAUUCCAGCUUCUCUUUCUACAAAAAUGGUGAACUCCUCCAAAGUGAUGUCAGAGAGAAACUGGAAAUCUCAGCUGUGUCAAAGUCAGAUGAAGGUUUCUACAAGUGUGAAUAUUCAGGAGACUUCUCACGGGAGAGUUGGAUGUCACACCUCCCCCCCUCGUCUCCUGUGCCGCUGGUCAUUGGGCUGGUUGGUGGCAUCACACUGAUUCUCUUCCUCUCACUGCUACUGUUGUGUUGGUGCAGGAAUUCAAAGAAUCUGUGUUGUGACAGGCUCAGCCAGUCUCUGAGAACCAAUCAGAGCUCAGACCCAACUGUCCACCACGAUGAAAUCCAACUGCAAGUGUACUCAUCUCUUCUCCACGGUGACAACUGCAUCUAUGAAUCAAUCAGAGGAGACACGGAGGAAGGAACCCGAGGUGAUCCAGAGGAGAGGUCUGACUACGUUAAUGAAAAUCCACCUUCAGCUUCAGGACCACUAUGAAUGGUGCAUCCUCGAGAAAACAAGAAUAUGAAAAUCAACAUUCAUCCUGAAACACCUUCACAUAUUAGACUCACCAGUUUUGUAACAGCUCAUUGGAAAGAACGACAUGAUCUGGAUUGAAUUUCAGUAUCAAUGAAAAAAUAAAUGCUGUGAUAUUUGCUUUUGUGUUCAAUAUUUCAAUUGGCUGAUAUGGGCCUUUUAAGAUAUGCGCCGAUAUGAAAAGGUUUAUUUUACAGGAUAAACAACGUGCAUUAUGAUUAUAUUUUACAUUGAACAUUUUUUUGUCUAAAUUCAAGUUCUAUAUAUUCUGUCGUAUUUGUGUUUUCUUUCAAUUUAUCUUUAUUUCUUUAAAAAAUAUUGUUAUACUUAAGCUUUAUUGUCAAUUUUAUAUAUAAGUGAUAGUUUUUUACUCCUUGAUAUCGGUAUCGUCAUUGGUCCCUAAAAAAAGCUUAUUCUGUAUAUUUUUGCCGCAGUCAUGCAACAAAAGUUUGAAUGCAACCUGUGAUGUUUUCUAUUCGUACGUAUAUAUAUGUCUUUGUUAUUAUUCACCAAUGACUCAAUGGAGGACGAUGUCAGAAAGGACAUCGUCUGGCUGUGUGUUAUGUUCCAUAUACAGUCUGUGGUUAUGUGUGAUUAUUUCCAUGGCUCGUAAUUCUCUGUUUGAUGAAUACACUCGUCUGCAGACAGUUUAGCUUUUUGUUUUGAAAUGUGAUGAACUGUAACAGAUUAUAAUUCAAAUACAUAAUUGAAUGUGUUCUUUCUUUUAUCUUUAUUUAACUGUGAAAUCCCACCUGGACUCUGUCGAUAUGUCCUGUUUUAUUUUGAAAUCCCUCACCUUAAGUGUCCUCAGUUUGACUUCCUGUCUGUGUGGGAGCUUGUUUUCUUUUGGUCCCACCAGUGUCUCAUCAGCCAGUUACUCAUGUCUGCAGUUGUCAGCUGGUCUUUGCACAGUGAAGCUCUGCAGCUGCUGGAUUUUUCCUCCACAUGACGUCUCUGUUCUGACCGAUGACUCCGGCUUUCAAGUGAAGACAAGAAGGUUUGUGUUUUAUUGUGGCAGGAAACCCUUCUGUUGUAAAUUUAAACCUUUGUCUCAGUGGGAAUACUUUUCUCCCACCUGCAAGUCUACAUCAUCAGCCACAUGGUGGCGCUGCAACUUUUGAUUUUAUCUAUGAAUUAUCUUUUGCAAUAAUCUCAUCAAACCCUGAUGAAAAAGAAAUGUAAUUGGGGCGUUUAACCAGAAACUUUAUCCUAAAUAGCUAUAAAUGAAAAAACACAAAUGCAGCCAAAUAUAUAGAACAUGAAUGAAUAUGUUCUGCUUAUUCUUUAAGAUAAAAGUUUUUCUUCUGUGUGGAUCAGCAAAUAAACACUGAUGCAACACGUCACUGAACUUCUGAUAUCUGCCAAUUCUUAUCCAACCAAUAAAUCAGUUGAGUACUUAUUGUCUGCUGCAAAUUAGCUUUUACCAACAUGAGGACAUUGUUUUGCUGCUGUUAUGUUGGUGGGUUUUAAAAACCAGUCUAACCAGUGGUGAAGGGGCUUGAGACCAGGGAGAGUUGUUUCUCAUCUGUUGUUAAAGCAACAUUAUGCAAUUUUCUUAACCUUAAAGCAGCAGCUUGAUUAAAGUGAGUCUGAUGUUUGAGUGUGAACGUGUCAAAAAGAGUUAAUCAACACAUGUGGCUGCAGGGGGCGCUGUUCUUCAGUAACAGUUAGAAAGUGUUGCUUUAAGAGAUCCUUUCUGAACUGUGUAGACUGUUGCAAUGAGUUCAAACCAGGUCAUUUCAUAUCUAUAUCUAUAUAGAUAUAAAGAUAUAUAUCGAGUGAGAAAGUUCCUUUUGCAUCCAGCUGUUAGUUUUCACACUGAUGGUUUUAUCUUCCCUGCACAUUUGUAUUUUCAGCCACUGGAUGGUGCUCUGUUGUUUUCCUCUCUGUUGAUGUGUGAGGCAGCUCACUGUGCUUCAGUGGCUGUUUGCAUGUGAGUGCAUGUGAUGCAUGUUUAUUAUCACUGGAUGAUGUUGAAGUGGUUUUUCCUUCCUUUUGGAAGAAAGCUCUGUUUUUCCUGCUCAGUUCUUAGAUCAUGCAACGUCUGUGUGUUGUCUUUUGUUUCAUUGUAUUUUAAAUACAGACAAAUGUAAAUUGAAAACUU